AUGAGAACCAUAAAACCCAUAGGACCAACCAGUUGUUUCUCUUCAGCCUGUUCUGUGAAAAAUCUCUGGACUGGAAUCUGUUUUCUUCUGGUGGAGCUGUGUGAGAGGUUCACCUUCUUUGGAAUCGUCUGCAAUAUGAUCCCCUUUUGCACUGUCAAGCUUGGUCAUGGCAACGCUGAGGCAGCCAUUUUGAACUUGUCUUUCAUUGGGACUUCCAUUCUUACCCCUUUGCUCGCAGGAUGGUUUGCUGAUGUCUGUGGAGAAAAAAACAAACUGAUUUAUGUGUGCUUGUUUCUGCAUUUGCUAGGCUCAGCACUAUUAUCUAUGAUUGCCUUUCCCUUGGGGCAUUUCUCCAUAGGUCUUUACCAUACAACGAACAACCUCCCCACUCAGGAGCAGACAAGGCUGUUCUAUGGAGCACUGUUGGCCAUCAGCCUCGGCAUUGGCGGAAUAAGAACCCUCUGUCCACUGGGUACUUACAGCCUUCAGGAAUGUGGACCCCAGAGACCAAGUGCUUUUUGUUCCUGGUCUUAUUGGAUCAUGAAUCUAAAUGCCUCUGUGGUCUUUCUGGGAAUAUCUUUUAUCCAGUACUCUGGAGCCUGGCCUCUGGUUUUACUUUUUCCUUUCAUUUCUACACUUAUGGCUCUGAUAACUCUCCAUAUGGUGCACCAUAACCUCAUUUAUCAGCCAGAAAAAUGUUGCUCCCCGCUGAAAGUGUUUGGGGUUCUUUCUCAUGCCCUGAAGACAUGCAGCUUAAAAUCUUCGGACCUUGUCCAGUGCAGGACAAGCUGGCUGGACCAGGGCAGGGAGGAGAACAGAAGCUGUUACAGGGGUCUCCAUGUGCAAUGCACUAAGACUUUUGUCAUCCUACUCCUGCUCUUCACCUUGCAGAUCCUCUUCAGAAUGUGUGUUGUGCAGAUUCCUUCAGGAUUUUACCUGCAGACCAUGCAUUCCAACCUGAAUUGGGAGGGAUUUCUCCUGCCAGUCGCAGUGAUGAACAUCACCAACAUCCUACCUCUGUUAAUUCUCGCUCCACUGAUGGAGUAUUGCAGCAACUGCCUGCCUCCCUCUACACGAGACGGACGGUUCCUGUCAGCAUGCAUUAUUGCUGGGCACCUCUGUGCCGCCCUGAGUGUAAUGGUAGCUGGCAUCCUAGAAAUCUACCGGAAGCAUUUCCCUCCCAUGCAGCAACCGCGCUCAGGCGAAGCUAUCAGCGUCUCCUCCAUGCCUUGCGCCUACCUGGUCCUUCAAUACGUGCUGCUGGGAGCGGCUGAGAUGCUGGUGGGCCCAGCCUUCUCUGUCAUAUACAGAUUUGUUCCAAGAGCCAUCAGAGGAAGCACUAGGAAUUUGCUGACUCUGUUCAAUGGAUUUGGCUGUUUCACAGGGGCACUGUUGGUGCAGGUGAUAUAUCUCCUCACAGAAGGCAAUUGGUUUCCAAACACAUUAAACAAAGGCAAUUUAGAAAGCUUCUUCUUCUUCUUGGCCUCAUUAACGUUGUUGAACGUCCUGGGAUUCUGGAGUGUUUCACAAAGAUAUUGUAAUCUAAAUCAUUUUAAUGCCCGGAACAUCCAUGGAAGUAAUCUUGAAGAAACAUUUCUCCUCCAUGAAAAGUCUCUGAAAUUUUAUGGUAGCACACAGGAGUUUUCUUCUAGUAUUGAUCUUUGGGAGACAGCCCUAUGAAACUAUA
This is a messenger RNA of Sorex fumeus (smoky shrew), 1687 nucleotides long. RefSeq names its product solute carrier family 15 member 5 (gene SLC15A5). The transcript is spliced from 9 exons. The coding region runs from base 1 to 1680 and encodes 559 amino acids. Gene Ontology annotation, biological process: transmembrane transport. The record is from RefSeq and is a predicted model, not a curated record. Gene Ontology annotation, cellular component: membrane. Gene Ontology annotation, molecular function: transmembrane transporter activity. Lineage: Eukaryota; Metazoa; Chordata; Mammalia; Eulipotyphla; Soricidae.